Molecule: messenger RNA, 2445 nt
Organism: Fusarium coffeatum
Lineage: Eukaryota; Fungi; Ascomycota; Sordariomycetes; Hypocreales; Nectriaceae
Exons: 3
Coding region: 1-2445 (814 amino acids)
Source: RefSeq, a predicted model, not a curated record
AUGCUUAUUUCCCAUGUGUUUGUUGAAGCGCUGCUUGCUGUAACAGCAGCAGCUGUUCGUGGACGAAGGUUCCGUCGACAGAACGGACCGACAGACCCGGGUAUCCCUUCGGAUUGUACAUUCUGGGAAACGUCGGAGAACAAAGACCAAGAUUGCGCUUACCUGGAAGAUCUUUGGGAGCUUGACCACGAAACAUUUGUCGAAUAUAACCCUACCGUGAAAAGUGAUUGCAGUGGUAUCCAGGUUGGGCAUGCAUACUGCGUCGAGGUCAACAAUGGGCUUCCUCGUGAUGAAGAACCUCCCAAAGUCACCACGACUAAGAAGACCGUUCCUGAACCGACACAAGAUCCCAAACCCAGCCCUACCCAGGAAGGUUUGAUCGACAGCUGCACUUCUUUCUACAAGGCCAAAAAGGGAGAUAAUUGUCCCAAGAUCAUCGCGGAGUACAAGACCUUUGACGUGGACACCUUCAUUGAGUGGAAUCCUGCUGUUGAAUCUGACUGCAGUGGCAUCUGGGCCAAUACUUGGUAUUGUGUGGGUGUUCCUGGUACCCCAACCAGUCCCCCAACUAAGACGGCUGCGACCUCAACAAAGCCGACAGGGCCUGCGAAGCCUAGCACUACCCAGGACGGACUCAUUGACAGUUGUACCUCGUUCCACCAAGCUGGCAAGGGUGAAACAUGCCCGAAGAUCUUAUCUACCUACGGUAAAUCUCACUUUCUAAUCAUUCACGGGGCUUCGCUAACCAUCGCUGUGUUUCUAGGUACUUUCGACUUCGAUACGUUUUUCAAAUGGAAUCCAGCCGUUGGAGAUGACUGUAGUGGUAUAUGGGCCGGCUACUACUACUGCGUUGGUGUUCCUGGAACCCCGACGGCCGCACCAACAAAAACCAUGAUGACCAGCACCACACCUAAGCCUACCGGUCCUUCCAAGCCCAGUACAACGCAGGAGGGUCUGAUUGACACUUGUGUGUCAUUUCACCAGGCCGGGAAAGGUGAGACCUGCGCCAAGAUCGUAUCCAACUUCGGUACAUUUGACUCCGACACCUUUUUCGAGUGGAAUCCUGCCGUUGGCAAAGACUGCGACGGCAUCUGGGCUGGCUACUACUACUGUGUUGGUGUCCCUGGUACGCCUACAGUGAAACCUUCCGCCACCUCUCCGAAGCCUACAGCUACUGGAGGUGGUCAGACCCCGUCUCCCAUUCAAGAAGGACUUGCCAAGAACUGCAACAAAUUCCACCAGAUCACUUCUACCACCACCUGCGCAUCGAUUGAGCGUUAUUACAAUCUGCCUCUUGACCAAUUAGUUGCUUGGAAUCCUGCCGUUGAGAAAAGCUGUUCUGGUUUAUGGGUUGGCUAUUGGGUGUGUGUCAGCGUUGAGGGCUACAAGCCUACUACGACGACAGCAGCCACAGCCACCACGACCAAGCCUGCGAAUGGCAUCUCAACACCAUCGCCUAUUCAAGGUAACAUGGUCAAGAAUUGCGAGAAGUUCCACCAGAUUCAGUCUACUACAACUUGUACUUCCAUUGAGAACUACUACAACCUUCCGUUUGACACCUUUUACUCCUGGAACCCCGCUGUCGGUAGCAAAUGCACAUCUCUAUUAACAGGCUAUUGGGUGUGUGUUGGUGCUGUUGGAUGGAAGCCUCCUACCAAGACCACCACGAAGGGUUCUACACCGACCAAGGCACCGUCGAACGGGAUUACCACACCUCUGCCCAUCCAGCCCAAGAUGGUCGGCAACUGUAACAAGUUCCACAUGGUUGCGAAGACAACCACUUGUUCAUCGAUCGAGAACUACUACAAGAUCUCGUUGGUAGACUUUGGGAAGUGGAAUCCUGCGGUCGGAAGCAAUUGUGCCGGUCUUUGGGCUGGAUAUAACGUUUGUGUCGGUGUUAUUGGUGGCAGUCCGACUAAGCCAAGCAACGGUAUCGAGACGCCCUCACCAAUUCAACCCAAGAUGGCUCUGAACGACUGCUUCGAUCUUAUCCUUUCAUGUUUCCAAAGAUAUGUCGAAACCAAGCCAUGUCUCAUUGUGCGCUUCCAAGUGCUUGCGCAUCUUCCGAUGGAGAAGGAUGAGUGUAACUCCGCAGUAGGCAUGGGCUGCAGCUUCCAGAGAGGAAGGCGUACCAGCAAGGCACUUCCAGGCUUGAAGGUUACUCUCGAUAUUGAGAUGACUUCUAGAAGUUUGAGCUUACAUCAAGAAAUCCACAGAAUUGAGGCUCAAGCAGCUUAUCUCAGCUAUGAAACCCAACAGCUGGGUGGCAACACCAAGAUUCGUGUCAAACCCUUCGGUGAUGCCACUCAGAUAGCCAGGAUUGAGCAAGGGCUGGGUACCCAAAGUGACACUUCCGAUGAUAUCAUGAUACGCAACUACUCGGGGUUUGCUUGUGACACAUCUGGUGAUAAAGAUGCCCGCAACGUGUACUUAAUAAAACCAUGA